Fusarium venenatum is the source of this 5512-nucleotide messenger RNA. RefSeq names its product nucleoporin subcomplex protein binding to Pom34-domain-containing protein. Gene Ontology annotation, molecular function: structural constituent of nuclear pore. Lineage: Eukaryota; Fungi; Ascomycota; Sordariomycetes; Hypocreales; Nectriaceae. The record is from RefSeq and is a predicted model, not a curated record. Gene Ontology annotation, biological process: protein import into nucleus; RNA export from nucleus. Gene Ontology annotation, cellular component: nuclear pore inner ring.
UGUGCGUCACAGUAAUGCAUCGCAUGCCACUGUCGCCUUUUUGACGCUCUUUGCAAUGGCGCCGGUGGCCGAUCGCAUAUAUUUCCCCUCCCUAGAGCAAUGCCUGACUGGGGAGAGGGUACUGCUUUCAUGGAAGCUUAUAGCAACUGCGCUUUCCGAUAGCUCUGGCCAGAGGACUACGAGCUCUGCUGUUAUCAAUUUUUUGAGCGACGACUAUGUUCACCGUCUUCUUGAGGAUCCUGCCAGCACCUUCGCACCCGCAGACGAAACUACCAAAAAAGAUUUUCAAACAAAAACAGCACCGAUAAACGUGCCCGCCAGCUCUGAUGGGCGACCCGGUAUUGAGUCGAUUAAGAAGGAUGCCGAAUGGCUCAGCAAGAAUGCCAAAAUCAACCUAGUUGCAGCUCUCCGCAUCGUCGUUAUCGAACACCAGUCUCGCCCAGCUCGCCAUCUUAGUGGUCCACUAUCAUCGCAGGAUGCAAAGAACUUGCAGGAAGCUGCCGGCCUUCACAAUGGCCAAGGGUCGGGAUUCCUGUCAGACUUGGGCUCAGCAUCUGCGUUGGAUGCUGAGGAGAUAUGGGCCGAGUUCGAGAAAACCGAGACGAGACAGCGACGUCUGUUCGAUACAUACCUUACCGAACGCCGUUUUUUUAUGAUGUCUGCGGACUACGCCAACUCUAUCAAGCUAUACGGGAGACUACCUACCUUUGCCAAUGUCGAUCUCGACCUGGCCAAGACUUAUCGACUGACUUUGCCUGCGCGCGACGAUGCGGAACUCCUACUGCCUACCUAUCUCCAAAUUCUGACAGAUUCCAUGAGCCGCAUCGAAUCUGGUCUCAAAGCUAUCACCGACGAAAAGUGGGCGACGGAGGAGGUUGAAAUUGACUGGAUACGAACUCUUUUAACUGAAGCUGUUCACGCCCUGUCCGUUGUGUUCCAGAUAGUGGAUAGUUUUGGAGACGAGUUUGCGCCCUCGAAUGCUGUUAAUCAGUGGUUCUCGUUGAUGGACGUCUACAGAUUCUUUGACGCUGUUCAACCGAUCCACGAAAGCAUUGCUCCAUUAAUUACGCCCUUGAAGACACUAUCAGUCGCCGUGUCUUUGAUUUUACUUAAGCCAGCUCGCUCGCUAACCUAUCUUUCCGAGAGAGAGGAGGAUGCGACUCAAGCCGAUACCACCUACGAUACAUAUCUCCUCUCAUCCGAUGUCCUCGAGCAAGUUCACAAGAGUGUGCUUAAUGCAGCAGACGCCGACUCUGAGAAUGCUUCGCCUGUCAUAUUCGCCUGGACAUUGCUCCUCCAUCGUAUGAACGUAUCUUAUCAAGCCAGAACGGAGAAACGAGACAACUUGCUGCAACAGAAUGCGCGAGAGACUUUCGAGGCUGGGGGUGUGAUCCGUCCAGUUGCAAGGCGCAACUCGGCAGGGAGCAUCUUCUCCAUCGAAUCCUCAAAAUUCGACGGCUUUCUUGAAAAUGCGACUGCUUCCAAGGAUCUUGUUGUUGUGGAGCAGCUUGCAUCGGCGGUCACAGCUCAGGGGCGAGUCUUUGAUGCCAUAUCCAAUAUGGCAUCAAGCCUAGGCCCCUCUGAUGAAGGCAGUAUGACCCCUUUGCUCAGUUCUCGACUUCGCAACGUGUUUCUGGAACUUCUUAAGGUUUCCUACCCCAUUGUCGGUUAUCAGUCAGAACCCGUAAGCGCCUUGCUUUCUGUUCUUAGCGCCGGUCGAAACUAUUGGGAUCUCUCGUCGAAGGAGAAUCUUUCCGAGAAGCAGGAUAUCCUUGCCUCGAUGCUCAACGAUGACCUCGCAUUGGAGUUUUUCUUUCAGCAAGCCCUUGACAGGUACCCUUACGAGUUCAUGCCCUUCAUUACUCUCUGCCGAACACUUGCGAGCGCUACGAGCCUUCGAGAUAGCGAGCGGUCGCAGAUGAUUCUCAACCUUCUUCGGGUGACACCUACACUAACAUUUGUUCUUCCUGACCACUUUCAAGAUUAUGAACUCGCACAAGAGGAUGAGAAUACAAACACUUUCUGCCUGCUGCAGGACAUCCCUAUCAUCUCAUUAUCCCCCUCGUGGCGCGGUAGGCGUGCCGAAGAUGAUUCGUACAGAAUACCCGCUGGCACAUAUGGCCGCUUCGUUACAGAUACAGGCAGAGUCGUCUCAAUGGAGUACCCUCACUCAACGAUUUCCCUCUUGGGUCGGCGAUUGGAAAUCAAUUUGAUGAAGGAGGGCUAUCAGUCUGAACUUGGAAUGCUCCAACCUGAGGAAACAGCCGAAGUCAUCUCUCUGUUUGCGACACUCAUUCAUAUGGAACACUUGAAUGCUGCUCAAGAAGAUACAAGCGGAGCCCUAGUGCUUUCAGACAACGAUAUUCUUUCUGAGGCUAAGAAGCACAUCGAUGCGGGCAGUGGGAGGGAUCUGUUGACAGUAGUCUGUGACACAAUGGACUAUUAUAUGCAGGUCGACCUUGCAGAGAGUGAGGAUGUCGUUGUGACAAUUCUUACCUCUUGCAUUCAAUUCUUGGACGCGGUUCUGCCAAUUUACCCCAGCAGAGUUUGGUCCUAUAUUUCUCGCUGCGAGCUAUUGAGUUCCGAGUCAAGAGCUGGCAAGCUCACCAAGGUUGUGGGUAGCCUCGAUUUAGUUCAGGAGAGGCUUGACUUUUUGUCAUCUUGUCUACGCCUGUUCGGCAAUCUGAUUGACACUGCCAUGACUUCAGCCGUUCAGCGCCGAGCUGGUAUUCAGACUGCCGGUAGAAGCAAGUCGGACUUGAACCCUUGGCUUGGUACAGCCGACAAGGUGCUGGCAAAGGUCAGUUAUGCGAUUGCUCAAGCAGGAGUCGAUAUUUUUGAGAACACAUCCACUUGGAGAUUUGCGUCUGAUACUUGCCGCUCAUCAAUUCUUCGAGACGUCGUGCCUAUUUUGCAUAAAAUAAUCUCGUACAGCUAUAGUCUUGGCGAUUCGUCUACCUCGGAGAAUCUGACUUCUUGCCUUCGACCAGCCGCCUCCUAUGUUAUCGACUGCUUUGUUUCGCCCUCGACUGGGUCUCUUCGUUUCCAGCCUCUCUUAUCUUCCCUAAUUACAGCAUUCACAACGGCCGAUAGCACACUCUACCCAAGACGUGUAGAGAUGAUUCACUCACAGUUGAGUGCUGUACUAGAGCUAUCGGCUACUCUCUUGCGGGUUGCAAAUUAUCUUGAGCAAUCCUCUAGCAUGAUCGAAACCUAUCUGUUCAAGAGCUCGACCCUGCUCGCACGUCUGUGUGCAGCAUCCGACCAUUAUCGCAGACCUACAAUGUGGCUUCUAGAGUCUUUGGUUGUGAAUGCUGGCAAGUCUUCAAGCGAGCCUCCUUCGCUACUUGGUUAUCUUGGACCUCAAAUUUCCAAAUCUUUCUUGCAGCUUCUGUCGACUCUUGGAAAGCCAUUCGAAUUAAGAACCGAAGUCAAGGCAACUUGGAGAUUCUUCUCCGCUAUCCUGAGAAACAGACAGCAGUGGAUGUCUAACUGUCUUCUUACAGGACAAACCCCAAGAGAGGCGAUGAAGGACAAGAAGAAGACUGAUGUCUCUUCCAACUCAGUGUUCGCCACAGGACUUGCCAAGCUUGGAAAGCUGAAGGAUCUUGAAGUGAGCGAAGCACUGGUCAUACUCGACUUCGUUGCCUCGGCUCAGAACUUCUGGCCCUGGACCGUUUUCACACUGCAAAAAGACACAGCGUACCUGGAUGGUCUCAGAGCAUAUGUUCGGGAACUUAAGCCAUCUAACCUUACCGUGAAGAGUGAUCCUGUUCGUGCCGGCUUCGAGGCAAGACUGGCCGCCUACGUUGCUGAGACAUUUGCUAUGCAACUAUACCAUUCACGACAUCUUGGCAAUUCCGAUAAGUUGGCAAAGAAUCUCGUCAGCGAUCUCGACUAUUACCUUCGCGACGGAGUCGAGGUUGGGGGCUACAACAAGUCUUUACACAACAAUUUUGCAAGGAACUUUUCGAACAAGUACUCUGACUGUCCUGUGGAUUAUUUCAAACGAACUGCCCUUGAGCCACGAGAAUUAGGAAAGAGCUACUACUACGACCUCGAGCGUGCCGAUGAGAUGCUCCGGUUUGACCCUGGCUGGAAGGCCCGAAAGGAUGAUGGCUUCAAGGCAGAGAUGGAACGCGCAAACAUGAACUUAUCCCUUGUCGAUGCUCAGCUUGCCCUUUUCCAUGCUUGGGAGUUCCUGCUUGUUGAACUCUCUACAUGCCUGCCCAAGAACGACACCGUCGAGAAACAAAUGUUGCAGGUUGCUCAGCAAUGCUUAAAUGCAAACCAAGGCAUUCCUGGGCCUGAGCAUAUUUUCCUCAAGUUGGUUGAAUCCCGGGCCAACCUCGCUCUUGUGUUGAUUCAACGACUUGUCAAAUCUUCUGUGCCAGUGAAGGACAUCAACCAGCUACUUUCGACUCUUGUUGGUACGAUGAACGGAGUUGAAGAGCCUUGGGGAUCUGAGUCUAUCUCAUAUUAUCGUACCCUGCUGAAAGCCCUCUUCGUCACUCUGCGCGCGUACCACACUAUUGGCAAGAAAGAAACCCAAGAUGUGUUUGAGGGAACCACAGUGACAGUUACACAAACUGUGUUGAAUGUCCUCGACCGCGUUGUUGGCAGAGGUUUCCGCGCAUUAGUUAGCCUGGUCCACGAUAAUGAAACCAGCGUGUCGCCGGAAGACCUUGGACUGUUGACAGCCAUCCUCCAAGCAUGCCUCAGCCUGCCCAACAUGGAGCAAUCACAGACCCAGGUUCUCAACAUCAUGGCUGAGCAUCAAGUUCUCCAUGCUGUGUCAUCCCUCUACUCUUGGGCUGAUAGGCUGUCUGACCAAGGCGACCCCAUUUAUGGCGAGCUGAGUAUGUUAUUCUUGCUUGAGCUCUCUACUCUACCUUUGAUUGCCGAGCAGAUGGCCUGUGAUGGAAUUCUGAGCAACAUUCUAUCAGCAAAUCUGACAAAGUUUAUGCUCAAAUCCAACAUCUCCCCCUACUCGGACUCUCCUGUUGUGCAACGCUGCUACGGUAUCUGGGCUAAGGGACUACUUCCUCUGAUGUUGAACUUGCUUACAGCUUUGGGCGCUACCAUCGCUCCAGAAGUUGCCUACGUGUUGAACCAGUUCCCACACCUAUUGGAGGCAAGCGUGGACCGUUUUGAGGCACCAGGGGCAAGCCGUACGCAGUCUCGAGCGUCGCCUCACUACUUGACGCUUGUGGCUAUUUCUGAAGUCCAUUCUCUGGCUCUCCUCACAAGAGUGCUUGCUGCUCUUCGCGUAAACAACAACCGGGAUAUUCCGGACGUCGAAUGGGAUUCAGCAAACCUUCUUGAAAACGUCGAGUUUUGGUUGAGCACAAAGAAGCUGCUAAAGGAACGACUUAUGCCUUUGGGACAACGAGAAAUGGAUUGGCGGGGUAUGAAGCCCGUCGCCGGAGCAUACGAUAGUCUUUUGGAGGAGAAAGCUGUGGCUCAACUGGACGCCAUCCGGGAUGUGUUGGGCGAUGAAGCAGAGAAUUGA